Molecule: messenger RNA, 2914 nt
Organism: Hyla sarda
Lineage: Eukaryota; Metazoa; Chordata; Amphibia; Anura; Hylidae
Product: elongation factor 2-like
Exons: 15
Coding region: 146-2722 (858 amino acids)
Biological process (GO): translational elongation
Cellular component (GO): ribonucleoprotein complex; cytosol
Molecular function (GO): GTP binding; ribosome binding; GTPase activity
Source: RefSeq, a predicted model, not a curated record
CCCGCCCCGUUUCAUCCAGCAGCCACCGCGGUUCCGCCUGUGACUGACGUCAUCGGGCCGCCUUCUCCUCCUUCUUCCCGAGUCCUCCAGCUGUGAGGCGGCUCCCUACUCGCUGUGCCCGGGGAAUCCGGAGACAUUCGCCACCAUGGUGAACUUCACCGUAGACCAGAUCCGAGCGAUCAUGGACAAGAAGUCCAACAUCAGAAACAUGUCUGUCAUAGCUCAUGUUGACCAUGGCAAGUCCACCCUGACUGACUCUUUGGUGUGCAAAGCUGGAAUCAUCGCCUCUUCCAGAGCAGGAGAAACCCGAUUCACAGACACUCGCAAGGACGAACAAGAGCGCUGCAUCACUAUAAAGUCUACGGCAAUCUCCUUGUACUACGAGCUCGCAGACAACGACUUGGCUUUCAUCAAACAAUGCAAGGACGGCUCUGGUUUCCUUAUAAACCUGAUCGAUUCCCCCGGGCACGUGGACUUUUCCUCAGAAGUGACGGCCGCACUACGCGUUACAGACGGGGCACUUGUAGUGGUCGACUGCGUGUCAGGCGUUUGUGUCCAGACUGAGACAGUUUUGCGACAAGCAAUUGCUGAACGAAUCAAACCAGUUCUCAUGAUGAACAAAAUGGACCGAGCGCUGCUGGAACUUCAGCUGGAACCUGAGGAGUUAUACCUGACCUUCCAGAGGAUAGUGGAGAACGUCAACGUCAUCAUCUCAACGUACGGCGAGGGAGAGACUGGCCCUAUGGGCAACAUCAUGAUUGACCCAGUGAUCGGAACAGUCGGUUUUGGCUCUGGACUGCAUGGUUGGGCAUUCACUUUGAAGCAGUUUGCAGAAAUGUACGUUGCCAAGUUUGCCAAAGGCGACAAGGCGCAACUUCCUCCAGCCGAGCGAGCCAAGAAAGUGGAAGAUAUGAUGAAGAAACUAUGGGGAGACAAGUACUUUGAUCCAGCCAGCGGCAAAUUUAGCAAAUCUGCAACUAAUGCCGAUGGAAAGAAGCUGCCACGUACGUUCAGCCAGCUUAUCUUGGACCCCAUCUUUAAGAUAUUUGAUGCUAUCAUGAACUUCAAGAAAGAGGAGACUGCCAAACUGAUUGAGAAACUGGACAUCAAGCUGGACGCCGAGGACAGAGACAAAGAAGGGAAACAACUUCUCAAGGCAGUGAUGCGCCGCUGGCUGCCAGCCGGAGACGCCUUGUUGCAGAUGAUCACCAUCCACCUGCCUUCCCCUGUUACGGCACAGAAAUACCGCUGUGAGCUGCUGUACGAGGGGCCGCCUGAUGAUGAGGCUGCUCUGGGUGUGAAAAGUUGUGACCCUAAAGGCCCCCUGAUGAUGUACAUCUCCAAGAUGGUGCCCACAUCUGAUAAGGGACGUUUCUAUGCCUUUGGUCGUGUCUUUUCUGGAAUUGUGUCGACUGGACAGAAGGUGCGGAUCAUGGGUCCCAACUACACUCCGGGGAAGAAGGAGGAUCUCUACCUGAAGCCUAUUCAGAGGACCAUCCUUAUGAUGGGGCGUUAUGUAGAGCCCAUUGAGGAUGUGCCUUGCGGCAACAUAGUCGGCCUUGUUGGCGUUGACCAGUUUCUGGUGAAGACCGGAACAAUCACCACCUUUGAGCAUGCUCACAACAUGAGAGUGAUGAAGUUCAGCGUUAGCCCCGUCGUAAGAGUCGCUGUGGAGGCAAAGAAUCCCGCAGACCUCCCGAAACUGGUGGAGGGCUUGAAACGUCUGGCCAAGUCUGAUCCUAUGGUGCAGUGUAUUAUUGAAGAAUCGGGAGAACACAUCAUUGCAGGUGCCGGGGAGUUGCAUCUAGAAAUCUGCCUUAAAGACCUUGAAGAAGAUCAUGCAUGCAUCCCCAUCAAGAAAUCGGACCCAGUUGUGUCCUACAGGGAGACCGUGAGUGAGGAAUCCAACCAGCUCUGCUUGUCCAAAUCCCCCAACAAGCACAACCGUCUGUACAUGAAGGCCCGACCCUUCCCUGACGGCCUGGCUGAGGACAUUGACAAGGGAGAUGUCAGUUCCAGGCAGGAAUUGAAGCAGCGUGCCCGCUACCUAGCAGAAAAGUACGAGUGGGAUGUAGCAGAGGCCAGAAAGAUCUGGUGUUUCGGUCCUGAUGGAACAGGGCCAAAUAUCUUGGUUGACGUCACAAAAGGUGUCCAGUACCUCAAUGAGAUCAAGGACAGCGUUGUGGCUGGGUUCCAGUGGGCCACCAAGGAGGGAGUCCUGUGUGAAGAGAACAUGAGAGGCGCCAGGUUUGACAUCCAUGAUGUCACACUUCAUGCUGACGCGAUUCAUCGUGGAGGUGGACAGAUCAUCCCCACUGCUAGGAGGGUGCUGUACGCGGCUGCCCUCACAGCCGAACCCAGGCUAAUGGAGCCCAUCUACCUGGUGGAGAUUCAGUGCCCAGAGCAGGUGGUGGGCGGCAUCUACGGUGUGCUGAACAGGAAACGAGGACACGUCUUUGAAGAAGCUCAAGUGGCCGGAACCCCCAUGUUUGUUGUAAAAGCUUAUCUCCCGGUCAAUGAAUCCUUCGGUUUCACUGCCGACCUGAGGUCCAACACUGGGGGUCAGGCCUUCCCUCAGUGUGUAUUUGACCACUGGCAGAUCCUGCCCGGAGAUCCAUUCGAUGCCACUACUCGUCCAUCUCAAGUUGUGGCAGAGACCCGUAAACGUAAAGGCUUGAAGGAAGGAGUCCCAGCCCUAGAUAACUUCUUGGACAAAUUGUAACCAGCACCUUCCACACGAUCGGAAUCCUGAUUUCUCAUAAAACCAAAACCACUUACAUGACGAAGACACCAAUUCUCUCAGCUGAUCCGAACACCAUGCACAUUGAUUGUCCUGUCCCUCCAAGAAAAAUAGAAAAAAAAGACUUACAAAAAAAAGGAAAAAAGUCAAUAAAAUAUGUAAAUGUGAACUGUA